GGCGGGCCGAGGAUCGGCGGGGCCGGGCGGGCGGGGGCCCAUGUGCGGCGGCGGAGGCCCCCCCCCGCCCCGCAGUACCGGCGGCGGCCCGUUAGCAGGCAGGCGCCGCUAGGAGCGGCUCGGCGGCAGGAUGAAGUUCGCCGAGCACCUCGCGGCGCACAUCACCCCCGAAUGGCGGAAGCAGUACAUCCAGUACGAGGCUUUGAAAGAGAUGCUGUAUGCAGCCGUGGACCAGGCCCCUUCUAUAGAAGACACAGAUGAAGACACGGUAAAAAGAUGUUUUGCCACGUUUGAAGAGAAGUUCUUCCAAACCUGUGAGAAAGAACUUGCCAAAAUCAACAUUUUCUAUUCAGAAAAGCUUGCAGAAGCUCAGCGCAGAUUCACUACUCUUCGGACGGAGUUACAGUCAACGUUGGAUGCACAGAAAGAAGCCAGUGGGGCUUCCACGCUGCCACGGCGCAGAAAGCCAGUCUUCCACCUGUCCCAUGAGGAGCGUGUCCAGCAUAGGAAUAUCAAAGACCUGAAAUUGGCCUUCAGCGAGCUCUACCUCAGCCUCAUCUUACUGCAGAACUAUCAGAACCUGAACUUCACUGGCUUCCGCAAGAUCUUGAAGAAGCAUGACAAGAACCUGGAGACAACACGAGGGGCAGAGUGGCGCGUGGCUGAGGUGGAGGUGGCACCCUUCUACACCUGCAAGAAGAUCAACCAGCUCAUCUCUGAAACAGAGGAAGUGGUGACCAAUGAGUUAGAGGAUGGGGACAGACAGAAGGCUAUGAAACGUUUGCGUGUUCCACCUUUGGGAGCAGCUCAGCCUGUACCAGCCUGGACUACAUUCAGGGUUGGAUUUUUCUGUGGAUUGUUCGUUGCACUGAACGUGACUGUCAUACUUUCAGGUGUGGCUUUUAUAGAUGGACCAGAUGUGUGGCCACUGGUGAGAAUCUAUCGAGGUGGCUUUCUCCUGAUAGAAUUCCUCUUUCUCCUGGGUAUCAACACGUACGGCUGGAGACAGGCUGGUGUGAAUCAUGUCCUCAUCUUCGAGCUCAAUCCCCGCAGCAACCUGUCCCAUCAACAUCUCUUUGAGAUUGCUGGAUUUCUGGGGGUUUUGUGGUGCCUCAGCCUGCUGGCAUGUAUAUAUGGUAAAUUCAUCUACAUCCCUAUGCAGGUGAAUCCGCUCAUCUUGUAUGGCUGCAUGUUGCUUUUUCUCAUCAACCCUACCAAAACCUUGUAUUACAAGUCCCGUUUUUGGCUGCUCAAACUAUUGUUUCGAGUGUUCACCGCUCCCUUCCACAAGGUGGGCUUCGCAGAUUUCUGGCUGGCUGAUCAGCUCAACAGCCUGGUUGUAAUACUCAUGGAUCUGGAAUACAUGAUUUGCUUCUACAGCUUCGAGGUUCAGUGGACGGACAGUGAUGGGCUUCUGGCAAAUACAGAUAAUCAGAUUUGUUACAGCUACUCCUACGGAGUCAGAGCAGUUGUCCAGUGCAUCCCUGCUUGGUUGCGAUUCAUCCAGUGCCUGCGCCGGUACCGCGAUAACAAACGGGCCUUUCAUCUGGUUAACGCUGGAAAAUAUUCCACCACCUUCUUUGUGGUGACAUUUGCAGCCCUCUACAGCACUCAUAAAGCUAAAAACCACAGCGACACCCAAGUGUUCUUCUACCUGUGGAUUAUCUUCUAUUUCAUCAGCUCUUGCUACACCCUCAUCUGGGACCUGAAGAUGGACUGGGGUCUCUUUGACAAAAAUGCUGGUGAAAAUACCUUUCUUCGAGAAGGAAUUGUCUACCCACAGAAAGCAUACUACUAUUGUGCCAUUGUUGAGGACGUGAUCCUGCGCUUUGCCUGGACCAUCCAGAUCUCCCUCACUUCCAUGCAGAUCUUCCCACAUGCUGGGGAUAUCAUUUCUACUGUUUUUGCCCCACUUGAGGUUUUUAGGAGGUUUGUCUGGAACUUCUUCCGUCUGGAAAACGAGCACCUGAACAACUGUGGUGAGUUCCGUGCCGUCAGGGACAUCUCUGUGGCCCCGCUCAACGCCGACGACCUGACGCUGUUGGAUCAGAUGAUGGACCAGGAGGACGGCGUGCGGAACCGCCGCAAGAACAAGCAAUGGAAGCGCAGCCAGAGCAUAUCCUUGCGCAGACCUCGCCUGGCUUCACAGUCCAAGUCUUCUGACACGAAGGUAUUGAUAGAGGACCUAGCAAAAGAAGUGAACACAUGAAGCAGCAACGAUCUCUUAUUCAGCAUCCUUUGUUUUCUCGUUCUGCUCCCCUCUUCCCCAAGUAACCCAAUCUCUGGUACAGUUCCAGCUGCAAACAGGAGAAAACACUGAACACAUUUUCCGAGCUCUUCCAGACCAGAUCCUAUGGACUCCAACAAGCUCACUGUGUUUUGUUUCUUUUCUUCUGCGUUAAUUUUGAUGUCCUAUUUUAACAAACAAACAAACACAAAAUAAAACAUUUUACUUUCUUUUGCCAAUAAAGAGGACAGUUCAGGAAAGAAGGAUUGUUUACAGUCUCAACAAGGACAUACACACCUGUCUGGAUAAAGAAGCAUCAUAGGGACUCCCAUUUGGGACAGUGCCGAGAACACCCUCGGUUUCUGCUUGGCCCGGUUUUGACUGGUUGAAACCGGACUUAAGUUUUUAAAUCUGAUUAUUUUUGGUUUUAUUUUAUUUUUUUUCUUCAUAUCCAGCGCUGAGGCACUGGCUGCACUUGCAGGGAAAGUGCACUUAGAGCAGUACCUUCAUUCAUGAAGCUACUUUUUAAUUUGAUGUAACUUUUCUUAUCAUAUAUAUUUCUUUUUUUGGGAAAUGUGAUGUAUGUGUUACGUAUAGUUCUCACAUAAUUUAUGGAACCUAACAACCA
Lagopus muta (rock ptarmigan) is the source of this 2855-nucleotide messenger RNA. It is a transcript of the gene XPR1, whose product is annotated as xenotropic and polytropic retrovirus receptor 1. NCBI's taxonomy places the organism in Eukaryota, Metazoa, Chordata, Aves, Galliformes, Phasianidae. Gene Ontology annotation, biological process: cellular response to phosphate starvation; phosphate ion transport. The record is from RefSeq and is a predicted model, not a curated record. Gene Ontology annotation, cellular component: plasma membrane; Golgi apparatus; cytoplasm. The transcript is spliced from 15 exons. Gene Ontology annotation, molecular function: inositol hexakisphosphate binding. The coding region runs from base 131 to 2209 and encodes 692 amino acids.